AUGCCAUCCAGAUCAGAUAUUACACACUUCGGUGCCGGCCCAGCAUCUUUACCUACUGACGUCCUCGAAGAUGCUGCCAAGGCCCUUCUUGAUUACAAUGCCACCGGCCUAGGCGUCGCUGAGCAUUCUCACCGUUCGCCUCUGGCAAGUGAUAUUAUAAAUCAAGCCAAAGCUGAUCUAGCCGCCUGUCUUGAUAUUCCAGAUGACUACGAGAUCCUUUUCAUGCAGGGCGGCGGCACAGGACAAUUCUCUGCGGUAGCGUACAACUUUGCAGGCGCCUGGGUUGCCCGCAAGCACAAAGAAAUCUUUGGGGAUAUUCAAGGCGAUCCCGCCGACCAUCCCGAGUUGAUUCAGCGGCUCAAGCAAGCCGUGGACAAUGACCUCAAGAUCGAUUACCUUGUUACCGGCAGCUGGUCGCAGAAAGCGUCAGCUGAAGGCGAGCGGCUCUUGGGCCCAACGCACAUAAACAUUGCGGCAGAUGCCAGGAAGACGAAUGGCGGCAAGUUUGGAACAAUCCCGGAUGAGAGUGACUGGAAGCUAUCCAAAGACGCCGCUUUCGUCUAUUUCUGCUCCAACGAGACCGUUGACGGGGUUGAAUUUCCUCAAUUUCCCAAGUCCCUUGAGCCGGGACCUGACGGGAAGGGCCCGAUUGUUGUCGCAGAUAUGAGUUCGAACAUUCUCACGAGAAAGAUCCCAGUGAAAAACUUCUCAGCCAUCUUCUUUGGCGCGCAGAAGAACCUGGGAUUGGCGGGUGUUACCGUCGUGGUCAUCAGGAAGAGCUUCCUGCCACCCACAUUAUCUCAGCCUUCUCCGGCUUUGAUGAGACACCUUGCUUUACCCGUGCCGCCUAUUAUAUUCCAGUAUGAGACUAUUGCCAAGAACAAUAGCCUUUACAAUACGUUGAGUAUCUUUGAUGUAUACGUCAUUGGCCAGGUCCUGAAAAAGCUUUUGCGGACGUACCACCCCAACAGGGUUGACGCACAACAGGCUGUCACGGAAAAAAAGGCCCAGCUUAUUUAUGACGCCAUCGAAGCCUUUCCCGAGAUUUACAAGGUCAUCCCUCACAAGACAGUACGGUCACGCGUCAAUAUCUGCUUCAGGGUCACAAGAGGUGGCGAUGUCGACGCCGCUGAGAGGGCCUUUCUGGAAGAGAGUGCUGCCCAGGGCUUGACCGGGCUGAAGGGACAUCGUUCGCUAGGCGGUAUGCAACCCCCGGAGCUUUUGACAAAUCCUCUGCCUGCUCUUGUCUCGGUCUCAUCUCGUUCUGGCCGAGUGGUGCUAACCUUUGAGUGUCGCGCAGGAAUCCGAGCAAGCAACUACAAUUCGGUUUCCCUGGAUGGUGCAGAGAAGCUUGCCAAAUUCAUGCGCUCCUUCGCAACGUCCUAG
Messenger RNA from Metarhizium album ARSEF 1941, 1386 nucleotides. Its product is annotated as phosphoserine aminotransferase. The transcript is spliced from 6 exons. NCBI's taxonomy places the organism in Eukaryota, Fungi, Ascomycota, Sordariomycetes, Hypocreales, Clavicipitaceae. Gene Ontology annotation, cellular component: cytoplasm. The record is from RefSeq and is a predicted model, not a curated record. The coding region runs from base 1 to 1386 and encodes 461 amino acids. Gene Ontology annotation, biological process: L-serine biosynthetic process. Gene Ontology annotation, molecular function: pyridoxal phosphate binding; O-phospho-L-serine:2-oxoglutarate transaminase activity.